AUAUUUGGACCCAGUCCUGAAGCAACCGGUCUAUUUUCAUCACCUUCAAUCCAGGAAUUUUGGCUUGUUUCAGAAUAUCACAAGUUGGGUAGCGUUUAUGACUAUCUUUCGACAGACACUGUCCUCUCCUGGGGUCAGAUGAUGCACAUUGCCGUUGGUCUGGCCCGCGGGCUUGCCCAUUUGCAUACAGAACUUCUUCCUACGUUAGCCUCUUCUGCCGCUACUAACAUAGCUCCGAUGGCUCCUAACACCAAAACUGUCUCAACAACUGCAGUAAGCACCUCCGUCUCUCCCCCUCAGAUACAGAUGUUAUCUCCAGGAGUAUCCGCGACGGCCACAGGGGCAGGAUCAAACUUAUCUGCUCUUGUGCCACCGAUCCGGCAAAUUGGCAAGCCAAGUGUAGCACAUCGCGACCUGAAAUCCAGAAACGUCCUGCUCAAGGCGGACAUGACGGCUUGCAUCGCUGAUCUCGGUUUAGCUAUUCGCUUUGAAACGGGCCAGUGUAUUGGUGAUGCUCAUCUUCAGGUAAUGGGGUUUCUCAAUUUAUAA
This is a messenger RNA of Protopolystoma xenopodis, 549 nucleotides long. The record is from the annotation of a GenBank genome assembly. NCBI's taxonomy places the organism in Eukaryota, Metazoa, Platyhelminthes, Monogenea, Polystomatidea, Polystomatidae.